Molecule: messenger RNA, 5795 nt
Organism: Pogona vitticeps (central bearded dragon)
Lineage: Eukaryota; Metazoa; Chordata; Lepidosauria; Squamata; Agamidae
Source: RefSeq, a predicted model, not a curated record
UGUGGAAAAGACUGAAAAAUGAACGUUUGCUAGUUAUUGUCAUGACAGUUACUCCUCCUCUACGGAAGUAUUCCCGCCCUCCUGCCUCAACUAUCCUGUGAGCUAUGGCGACCCCUUUGGAAGGGGGAUCCCAUCAUCUGCCCCAGUCAACUGAAAGUUCGCAACAACUGCAGGCUUAUGUGGCCUGGGUGAAUGCCCAGCUCAAGAAGAAGCCGUCGGUUAAGCCAGUGCAGGACCUGAGGCAGGAUCUCCGAGACGGGGUCGUCCUGGCUUCUCUCAUCGAGAUUGUAGCUGGAGAGAAGCUGAGUGGCGUGCAGGCCAGUCCCGCCAGCCAGCAGGAAAUGAAGGAGAACGUGGAGAAAGUCUUGCAAUUUGUGGCCUCCAAAAAGAUCCGCAUGCACCAGAUGUCCGCUAAAGACAUCGUGGAUGGAAACCUGAAAUGCAUCAUGAGGUUAAUCCUUGCCUUAGCAGCUCAUUUUAAACCCAGCUCAAGCAAGCCUCCCUCUCAGGCCCCACCCAGCAUGGCGGGAAGGAGCCCAGCGGGAACAGGAGGGGCACACGCCUCAGCCAGCCACCAGCCUCAUUCUGCCCCCACCACCAUCGCGCAAGCUGCGCUGGCGGCGCUGGCAGACAAUCGCCAGGACGUCUUGCGUUUGGGACGCGAUGGGUUCCGACACCAACAGAGGAACAGCAGCCUGGAUGAAGAGAUUGAGCAUCCGUACUGGAGCGUCCGGGCGCUGGUGCAACAGUACGAGGGGCAGCAAAGUGUGCCUUCGGAGUCCCACUCCUCCAGCCUCACCUCGCCUAGCCCCAUAAACAGUGCAAAGAGUGAGUCCAGUGCCACACCUUCAGAGGAGAAGGCAGGAUUUGACCUCGUUCGUGAAGAAGGUGACAGUAGAACAGAAGAGUCCGGCUCCUUCUUUCCCCCCGAAUGGCAAGCGAAGGGUCCUGCCACGAGCUUAGAGCCGCCGUGGGAAGAGCAGCUUCUGGAACAGCAGGAUCACUUGGAAAAAGAAAUGGAAGAAGCCAAGAAGAUGAUUUCUGGACUGCAGGCCUUGCUGCUCCGCGGAUCACUCCCUGAGGACGAGCAAGGGAGGUUGUUUGUCCUCUCCGAACAGGACGCCUGCCCUGAAGAGCAGCUGAUCAUAAUCCGAAGCCGACUAGACCAGAGCAUGGAAGAGAACCAGGAGCUAAAGAAGGAGCUGCAGAGACACAGACUGGAAGCACAGAGCCUGCAGGGAGUCAAGGAUGCUUUGCAGCAACGGCUGGUCCAGCAGGAUGCGCUGAUUCUCCAGAUCAAGCAGGAGCUGCUGAGGGCGAACGUGGACAAGGAGGACCUCCACAGCCAAAAUGUGGAUCUACAGAGGAAGGUGGAAGAGAAGAAUCGACUCUUGGCUGAAUACAAGAAGGAGCUGGGCUUGAAGGACCGACACUUGCACCAGCAGCAGGCCAAGAUGGAGGAGAUGCUGCAGCAGCUCUCGGAGGCCAGCUAUCAGCAGGCGGAGAUGGAGCGAGACCUCGAGCACAAGGAAGCCCUCCUGGCUCAGUGUAUGAUGAAGAAGGAGGCGGAGGAGGUGAUCGCCUACAGCAACCAUGGCUGUCAGAGCAACGGCUUCCUCCAGACCUCAGGAAAAGGAGCCACUUCCACAGCACACAGAGGGACCAACGACCUGCAGCUGGUGCGGGAGGCGCUGCGGAGUUUGAGGAACAGCUUCAGCGGCCACGACCCCCAGCAUCACACCAUCGACAGCCUGGAGCAGGGCCUCUCCAGCUUGAUGGAGAGGCUCCACCGCCUGGAGAUGCAGAAGAGGCAGGAGAGGAGGGUCCGAGGGAAGUCGCCUGCUGGCCGCGUCACGAACGAGUACCGAGACUCCUGGCCCUCCAACUCCAAGCUGCCUCAUUCUCACAGUACCCCCACGAUGAGCAGCAGUGCCUGCACCAAAGUGCUCUACUUCACCGACCGCUCCCUCACCCCCUUCAUGGUCAACAUACCAAAGAGGUUAGGUGAGGUGACUCUGAGGGAUUUUAAAGCAGCGAUUGAUCGGGAAGGAACACACCGGUACCAUUUCAAAGCCCUGGAUCCAGAAUUUGGCACGGUCAAGGAGGAGGUUUUCCACGACGACGACAUCAUUCCUGGGUGGGAGGGGAAGAUUGUGGCUUGGGUGGAAGAGGACCAUGGGGAGAACUAGCAGGACCCUUGAAACGCUCCUCUCCAUGACAUUCCACUGGACUUGCCAGAUAGGACCAAAAAGUGUGUGACCUGAGACGCAUCCAACUCAUCACUGCCAAAUGAAAAGAAUGGACUUUCCUACUAAAUAACGGGUAUAAUGUUUUGCCACGUACGGGGAUGUGUGGAACUGAGGUCCACGGCCAAAAUGUUGUGUUCAGAAGCUCUUGAUUCAAUCCGUGUCGGCCUUAACAGUCCUUCUUGGUCCUCGUUGCCACGGAUGUCCUUUCUCCAAAGAACCUCACCGGGUGGCAAACAGUAUUACAGAGAACCUGGCGCGUAGGUUGAAAACGACCAACGGUGGCCUCCGGAGAGGCAGGCCAGCAGGCCAUGCCGUUAGACCUACUUUCUCCCUGUUGGAAUCCCUCACCAGCUCAUCCCUCCAGAUGACUCUGUGCCCAACAUGCCUUCCUGUAUUAAAGCUCCCUCACGUCUAUCCGCUUGAGGAACCGAACUGGAGCUUUCCAGACAAAAGAGAAACAAGUUGGACAGUGUUCCAGAUCCAGUGUUAGGAGGGGCGGCGCCGUUGCUUCUGCUUUUGCUGCUGUUUGCUUUCCUGCUUCGUUUUGGGUGUUGGUGAAAAGAGCUACAGGCCCUUCCUUCAGCCUCUUUGCUCCCCUUUUCCUUUAGGUUGGGCAAAGAAGAUCACGGGAAGGUCCCCAUCGGGGGCUGACCCCUGCUUCUCAAGGGAUUGGAUGGCAAAAGAGCAUCUGAUCCUUGUGUCUCUCCCUCUUGGAAGUCUUGAAAAGAGCUGCAGACAAUGGAAGGAAACCAGCUGGUACCGUCAGAGCAGCCGUUUCUCUGCGUUCUCCCGUGGCCCAUGUUGGACUCGCACCAUUAGCUGAGUUUUCUUCCGGCAACCUUGUGCUGAGAGGUGUGCAAAGCCGAGUCCCCCGGCACUUAUUUGAGGGUGGCAGUUUGGCAGUGGGAUGUAUGCUGAACCAUUCACUGCAUACAGUUUCACGUGGGUCUCAUCGCGAGGUUUCAGCUGUGAAAGAGUGUGCGAAAGGAAAGGGGCCAUCAUAUCAGAGGGUUUGCCAUUUCCUCCUUCUGGUUUUAAGGUCACGCAUGCAACUAUCGAUGUUGGCAGCUGGGUCCCCACCCCACCCCUGCUCUGCUUAAUGUUGAUUUCCUUAUUUAUGGUCCCAUGGGAUUCUGGGAGGUGUAGUUCUCCAAAAGUAAUGUUUUCAAGCUCUGGUGAUAGGGAAUGGCUGGUAAGGCUUGUCAGCCUCAGACAUCAUCUGUCGUUUCACCCCCUGGCGAAAGCUUUGGCAGUGGCAUGUACGACGGGUGGCUUCAGCUGAUGGUGAAGGGGUGGCCAGUCCAUUGUGCUUGGAGCCAGGCUGAUGCAGGAGUGAACACUCUUUCUUGCCCACAUACUCACACUCUUUCUCCCCGCACCAGUGACCAGUUGCCUGUCACUGGUUUGGGCAGGGAGGUGAGCAGUGUCACACAGUGGCAGGGACUUAACUCAUCAUCCCAGUUCUCCCCAAGUCCAGCCAGUCUCCUGUGGUCUUCCAGCCAUCGGUAUCCCCAUAGCUGCUGCUGCUGCUGGAAGGGAGCACCCGGCUUCAUACCGCUGUGCUCCUUUUUCUUGGAUCUCGUCCUCCUGUGUUUUCAGCCACUAAGCCGGGAGUGCCAGGAGCAUCUCUUCCCAGAGCCCUCUCGGCAUCACAGCCCUGAAAAGCCGGUGGUAUUUUGUAAAAUCAGGAGACUGCUGUACCCCUGCAGCUCUCCGGCUCCCAGGAGAACUUGGUUCCCCGCAUCUCCCCUCCUGUCCUUGCACGGCUUACGAAACCAGACCUGCAUGGCGUGGAUGCAUGCACCGGCACCCUGAAUGCGCAUCUGUGUGUCAACCUGCAUCCUUUCCGUGCCGGGCUGAAAGUUUGAAGGAGGACUCGACUUUUAUCAUUUUAUAGAGUUAAACAUAUCCCUUUUUGUAAACUUGUUCCUGUUUUUUGGAAUUAUUUUGUAUCCAUUUACAUUGUUGUUGUUGUCGUUUAAGGACAAUGUAUAUUUUUAUAUCUGUGCAAGUGCUCCCCCCCUGUAUAUUUCUGCAUGCACACGACCACAUUUUAGCCAUUUUUCUAGAGGAUGCUCAUGCAUUUUGUGCAAAGCAUCCUGUGAACACCUCCCCUCAUUGCUUCCGUAACUAGCUUUAUUUUACAACAAAGACACAACAGGUUUCUAUUUUGCCAGCUAUUUCUUGUAUAGGCGUUUAUGUGCUGCUCAUCUUGCCACACCCUCGGUGUACAGAAAGGGCAGCCGUGCUUUUCGGACCCUCUCCACUUGUUAGGAUCUGCAGCUGCUGUUGAUAUUCAGAGUGCGGGUUUUGUUGUCCUUUUAAACAACAGCUACAAAAGUUGGCUUUUAGAGGAGAGAGCUUAUUCCUAAUGGGAAAAACAGGGUUUCCGCUCUUAGAGAAACAGCUUUCUUCCUCUUGUGGAAUUACUGGCUUCUCUGUUGCAUGAAUGUUCAUAGAUUGCAAAAAAGAAAAAGAGAAAAAAGAAAAAAACCAGCAUGGAGUUAUUUUUACUAUUAAAAAAAAGGAGAGAGCCAACCAGUUUAUUUCAGCAAAUUGUGUACUUUAAGGUUGAGCUUGCACCUGCUUUCAAUUUCAUUUAAACGGAGUAGUUUUUCCCCUGUUGUACUGAGUCACUGCUUAGUGAACUGUAGCGGUGGGAACUGGAGACAGAACGUUUGCUGAAGACUCGUGCGGGUGGAGGAUGGGGACAUCUCAGGAAAGGCUUAGAAACUGCCUGGUUGCAAUCCUGCAUACUAUUAGGCCAUUUAAAUCCCCGUGGCCUCUGAGGGCUUCAGCCAUCCUAAGAGUGCGUCGGACUUCCAUCCAUGUCAUUUCAGCGUUAAGGCUGAAGGUAGAGGCAUUUCACCAUUGUACCCUCCCUGGCAUUAUAAGGUCUAUUCAACACCUUUGGUUUGGCUGUGUUCCAGCCGUGACACCAAAGACGGAUCUACACCGCUGUCUUAAAGAUGACUUAGGUGUCCUUUUCUCUCCCAAGAAAAGGGAGAACCCCUAAGAAAGGAUCUAGAUGGCUCUUAAUAACGUUUUUCCAGCAAUGUAGUUAAGCUAUAGGGGCGAGAUUGGUUAAGGAAAACCAUAGCCUCCGUGGUAUCUUGAACUGGGAGCUUGAGGUUUGCACCCCAGGUUUAUCUGCCUUCUUCAUUGUAGGUCCAAGGGACAGACAGUCAAAAAUUAGGCCUGAAAGAAUGCUAGUUAUUUACAGAACCGAGAAGCUGACUGUAUUAAAAGAGUGUUAAAUCAGCUUUUAAAUGUCUUCACCUUAGAAAACGUUCUGCUUCCUGUUGAAAUCCCUCUCUGGAUUCUUGCAACAGGAGCCAUGCAAACAAUGUAUAAAAAAAGGACUUGAUUUUGCAUCGGAUGCCAAAGUUAGUCAUCAGUAAUGUUUGAAUGAGGAUUGGGCACUCAAGUCUCAACUGCCCACUGGCCAAGACAGACCUGAAGCUUGUUUGUGCGCUGCAACAGGUGGAUUUGCGGACCAAGACGUUAACAGAAUCGAACUUGCAAUAAAAACAGGUUGAAAGCAAA